Messenger RNA from Leptidea sinapis, 4428 nucleotides. It is a transcript of the gene Myc, whose product is annotated as myc proto-oncogene protein. The transcript has 3 exons. NCBI's taxonomy places the organism in Eukaryota, Metazoa, Arthropoda, Insecta, Lepidoptera, Pieridae. Gene Ontology annotation, molecular function: DNA-binding transcription factor activity, RNA polymerase II-specific; RNA polymerase II cis-regulatory region sequence-specific DNA binding; protein dimerization activity. The record is from RefSeq and is a predicted model, not a curated record. The coding region runs from base 444 to 1529 and encodes 361 amino acids. Gene Ontology annotation, biological process: regulation of transcription by RNA polymerase II.
GGCAAGCGGCGAUCGGCAGCGGCUAUACUCGCUCGCGAGAUCGCGCACUGUUAGUCGUCAGUCGGCAGUCGUGUUCACGGCGUCACACGAAAGGCACGCGCGGCUCUCCUUAGGACCGGCACCCGAAUAAUGUUUCAGUGUUUGACUAACUCAAUAGGAGGUCUCGGAAGAAGUACCGUAUUAAAUUUACACUGUAUAACCAAUCGCAUAUUCUCAGUGAGUGUUACGCAGUGUGUACGGAAAAAACUUUGUCGAAGAUUCUGAAGAAUCUUGUGUAAAAUUGUGUAAUUCGCCGGCCUAAGCCGGAUUGCGAUUUGCACAAAACUUUUUGACGGUGUGCGUGUCGUCCGCGCGCAUCGUUCCUGUGAUAAGAGGGCCCUGUGAUAUCGACGACAUCGUCUUAGCUUUAAAUCUAGUUAGUAUUAAGAUAUAAUAUUAAUAAAAUGUCACCACCACUUGACUCCCACAUGCUCCAGCUGGAUGCUUGGGAAUCGCUGGACGAGGAAUCCAUGAAUCUGUCGCUAACUUCCGAGUUCUGGACGCAAAUGCAAUAUGAAGCCGAGAGAUUGGACCUGUUACCUACGGCGCAUUUUACCAAUUUACUCCAAGAGAACGACGGCGAUUGGCGAAUAGCGGAUACGCCAGAAGAACACAAAGACAACAUCGUGCACCACGAUUGUAUGUGGGCUGGCUCUUGUGCCGACUCCGUCCACCCGACCAACACAUUCGUGCCGACCGACUUGAUGACAGCUACACCCGGCCAGAGCUUGUUGCGGCGAGAGAUGUCUCCUCCGCGGCCGGAAACACCGCCCACUCUGGACGGAGAUGAGCCCCCGCAGUUCCGGCACGCCGUGGACGUUGCCGGAACUGCCCUGCGCCUCCUGCGGGACUCUGCUGCCGUGGCGGCGGAUCACUCGUACACACUCGCCCGCCAGCACUUCGACUACCUCGGCGUGCAAACCCCAUCAGACUCAUGUGAAUCAGAGGAAGAAAUAGACGUAGUAUCUAUCGGGACUACACAGCAACCGAUGGCCACGAGCUCCCACCUACGUGUGGACUGCUACUCACACACUCACCGGCCUGAGCGCCACAGCGUUCAGCAGUCGGUUGAGGUGAACGUGACCCCCAGACCGGUAGCUAGAAAACGCUUAAUACCACCCACAGGAGUGACGUCACCCCCGACGCCCAGGCGGCGGAGAGGCCCCGGCAGACGUGGAAGGUCCACCACUGACACGGACUCCGAAGCCGAGUCCCCCGAUAUCGAGCGCCGGUCGAUACACAACGACAUGGAACGCUUACGGCGGAUUGGCCUCAAAAAUCUCUUCGACGAACUCAAGAAACAGAUACCCGCUACGAGAGAUAAAGAACGCGCACCUAAAGUCGUCAUCUUACGAGAAGCUGCAGCCCUUUGCCGCAAGCUGCGCGAAGAUGAAUUCGAGCGGGAAUACCUGAAGAAGCAGCAGAAUAAACUUAUUACUAAACUGAAGAAACUUCGGACUAUGCUUUCGGCGAGGUAUCGACCUUACUGAGUGCAACGCGCACUCCAUUGGUAAUACUUUUAUCGUGAACCGCGCCUUCGUGUGACUUAUGUUGCGCGUGGACCGAACUCUUCGUGAAUUUUUAUAUAAAUUGAUCGCCGCACCUUGUACAGUAUCGUACUUCCGUUAGUUGUAAAACAGUGGAAUUAUUGUAUUGUAUUUAUCAGCUUUAAGGCUUUCCCUGCGGAUUGCGUGUAUCCAUGCGUAGCUGUGAGGCUUUCUGAAGGCUCUGCUCAAACAUGUGCAAACCAAAGUGGGCCGUAAAACUGUUAGCUCUACACGGAAUCGUAACCUAGAGACAGACUGCUUUGUAAAUUCUUAGACUGGUUAUACCUCGGCAAAAUGUUUUUGAAAUAUUUGACAGAUACAGAUUUACUCCGUGUUAUUACGACAUAAGUGUUUAUAUAUUGUUUACAAACAAUUAUGGUUUUUUACUUUUUACAUUGCUAGGUUCUUGCAGUCUGUAUAUAUAUAGUUAGGUUUCGUAGUCGACGUAGUUUGGUUAGGUCCGUCUGGUAUUUGGAGAAGGAAAUUCUGACAGGCGCUGGCCAUCAUAUAUGUUUUCGGCCCGAAUCAUAUGAAUCUCACUCGCCAAUUUCUCGACGAAGCUUCGAGAUGUGGCCGGUGAGAUCGUUGUUAAAACUGUUAAUCGUCUAAUUACUUCAAUGUAAGCUCUUUUGCUUUUAUUGAUUCUGUGUUACUGUGUAAAUUUAAUAAUUUUACAUGUUUUAUAUCAUAAUUGCGCUAAUACUGAUUCACUUAUUUUGUAAGAUUUUGGAUUGACAAUUGCGAUAUUUAAAUGAUUUUAAAUCAGCACCACCCAUCAUGCAUUUUACUUUAAGUAUAUUAAUUUUAUUGUAAUUGGUUGAAAAAUUAAUGAAUUAUCGUUAUUAUCCUUACUUAUGACAUUUUGACUAUAUCUUAGUUUUAUUCAAAUUAAAAAAGCGACGUUGGAUUUUAUUAUGUAUUGCUUUGUUGGCAGUAAGUUGAAUGGAAGGUACAUAAUAUGGUGGUUAUUUAAAAUUAUAUAUUUUGUGCACUUUUUACUAAUAAUAAAUAGAACUGAGGUACAAGCAGUAAACGACCAAUCAAUUUAAUAACUGUACAAUUUGAAGAUACACACUAGUUUCUACACUAAGCUCCGGUAGAUUCGCAGAUAUAUUCCACGGUUUAUGUUUUGUAGCAAUAGAGAAAUUAAUGUUAUAUUUUCGCGAACGAUCUGUACCUCAGUUCUAAGUCCUAUUGGUACAAAAUAGUUUUGUUUUUCAUAUACCCAGCCACUGUACAUGGCGCUUAGCUUAGUGUCAACUUUUGGUAAGUAUACAAGAAGUUAUAUAUUAUAUACUGCCGUAGACUCGAUAAAAUGAUAUUAGUUUAAAUGCUUAUUUUACCAGUGAUAAUUUCAAAGUGAAUCAUAAUCUCAGUGACUUGUGUCCAAUAAUGUAAAAUAGACCGUAUUUGAUAACAUACGCCUACAAACGCAGAUGACCGGGUAACGGUACGUCAUCAACCACAAAAUAGUUCCUUAUAGGUACCUACUACUAGAAUUGUGCAUUUUCGUUUUUUUUUUAUUUUAAUGUUAAUGAUAUGUUUAUUGCAGUAAGUUUAGUGACGUAAUCGAGGUAGUUUUAGUCAAUACAAGACACCGGCCGGAGAACGAAGUCAGUUCGACAUAGUUUAAAGAUAGUAUAUUAGAUUCUUCUCCUGCCGGAUCUUCAAAGGUUGUUGUUUUAUCAUGCACAUGGUCAGCAGAAUUGUGAAGGCUUUAAUUGUGUGCGGAAUGUGCCUUGCUCUGUACAUAAUAUAAAAAAUAAUAUUAGGUUUAUACUCGAAUUAGUUGCAAGAAAUAUUUUUUGUGAGAAAUAUUAUCUUAGUGAUAGCGUUGUUCUUAUAGUUAGGGUACACGGAGAGGUUUAUAAUAAUCGCGUUAAAGAUUUGCAGUUUAUCUUCCAAUAGAUAUUAAAUAAAGUGUACAUAUUAUGUAGGUCGAUUAGGUCUUAGCUACUUCUUUUUUUAUAUAAUCAAGUUUUUCUGGUAAUUGUCUGAAAUUUCGUAUCUGGAGAGAUAGUAAUUCUCGAAUGUUGUACCUGCAUUUAAUUUUUCGUUUUUGUCAAUAUUAUGUAAACAAUUAAAGCGAUGAAUUAUCCGAAUUUAAAUAAAGAGUUGUCUACCAAUUGCCUUGAUGUUAUGUAUAUAAGAUAAACAUACAUAUAAGUAUGACUUUAUAUAUUUUUACAUUUAAAAUAAUUGACGUGUAAAAGACAGACAUUUUUCUGUAUAACUUUUACUAAUAUGAUACAGUGUUUGUAAAAUAAAAUUGUUUCAAUCAAUAUUAUAAAACAUUUCGCAAAACCUUUAUUUAAAUUCGUUUAUCAUGUAAAUCGCUCGACAGUAAAUUCAUUGAAUUGAAAAAAGUGUGAAAUAAUUUUUAUUUAAGAAAAAGUCAGUAGAUAUUGGUAUAGUUAAGGCGACUUGUAAGCUUUGUAAAGUAGGAAGAUUGGUUGCAUUUAUGAAUCGCAUCAUACACGACAUGGUAUUGUUACAAGGCACAUUUCCAACACCGCCAAACGGAAAAUGUACAGAGAGAAAUAACAUUAAACUUCGUUUGUAUAUUUUAACAUAAGAUUGGGAUGAUUAAGUCAUGUUAUAGUUUAAUUUUUUUUUCUACAAAAAGUAUCCGUUUUUAAAAGAUCUAAUCGUCGUUUGCUCAGUGGGACCAAUCGGGUGAUGUAUCGAGUGUUUUUAUCGAUUGGUUUGUUUUGUAUAGAUUAGAUGGAUGGCCAAUGGCCGGGGUUGUUGUGAGUGUAAGCGACGGUUGUAGGUGCGCCGCUAUGGAGAAUGCAGGGCGUAACAUAGAUUCCGCCUAAUAUUAAUAUUGCAUCCUGCAAUC